Messenger RNA from Penicillium bovifimosum, 501 nucleotides. RefSeq lists its product as uncharacterized. Bases 1 to 501 code for a protein of 166 amino acids. The record is from RefSeq and is a predicted model, not a curated record. NCBI's taxonomy places the organism in Eukaryota, Fungi, Ascomycota, Eurotiomycetes, Eurotiales, Aspergillaceae. The transcript has 2 exons.
AUGUCACCCUCUGCUUCCGACAGAAGUCCAUUCACCGCGACAACACUUCGGAAACCACUGACAGAGCCCUCCGGAGUCAGACGGGACAUGGCUCCGAGCAAGAAAGUGACGAGGACAAAAGAGGAACGCAUCGCUAACUCGAUGGCCAAGAAGAAACGCAAGGAGGAGAGAAGGUUGCAGCGAAAGAAGGAUAAGGCGAAAGCCUCUGGAGGACCUGGAGGGCGGGGGGGUCACCCUCGCAACCGUGUCGAAUCUGCUGCGGUUCGCCCUGGACACAGGAUACGGAACCUCAGCACCCGGAAUGGGGUAAAGAAGGCGGACAACGCGAGCGAUUCCCCCUACGACCAGCUCUUCAAGCGGGCGGAAAGGGGCUACGACAGCUCCCUGGAUGAUGGUAAAGGAUGCUGGCUCUACCUGAAACCUACGGUGGAGCUCAGGAAAUCCGGCGCCUUCACCCUCGGGGAUGUUAUCGACUCGGAUGUCCAUCGCCACGGGAAUUGA